Callorhinchus milii (elephant shark) is the source of this 2691-nucleotide messenger RNA. RefSeq names its product vesicle amine transport 1 (gene vat1). Gene Ontology annotation, molecular function: zinc ion binding; oxidoreductase activity. The record is from RefSeq and is a predicted model, not a curated record. The coding region runs from base 332 to 1468 and encodes 378 amino acids. The transcript is spliced from 6 exons. NCBI's taxonomy places the organism in Eukaryota, Metazoa, Chordata, Chondrichthyes, Chimaeriformes, Callorhinchidae.
GAGAAGCCAAGAGAUCUGGGAGGUUCCCAGCCUUAAGCUUGGCUUUGGUCUUGUUGAUUUCAAUUGAGAAAUUGGACCAAUUUCGAUAGGGGGAGAGAGAGAGAGAGAGAGAAACACACAUACACGUACGCAGACACACACACACACGCUCAGAGAGAGCAUUGCCCCAAGAAAUUUGCACCCAACUUCUUCUCCUCUGCCUGGGCUGUCUAUUUUGGACCUCUGUCUGCGUGUUCUGUGAGUGUUGUGCCAAAUAAAAAAAAAGGAGAGGAUAAUAAGAAAGAGGAAGAAAGGACAGGGAGAAAGGAGCGAGAGAGAGAGAGAGAGAGAGAUGUCUGCAGAAGAAAGCAAGGAGUCUCAACAGGCAAAAGAAAGCAAGGAACCUCAGAAGACACAAGAAACGGUUCAGGAACAAGAGGAACCUUCUUCCUACAAAGCCAUUGUGCUGUCUGGCUUUGGGGGCUAUGACAAACUGAGUGUGGAGAUGAAGAAGGGCGUCCCCAUCCCUAAAGCUGGUGAGAUCUUGGUCAGAGUCAAGGCUGGUGGCUUGAAUUUUGCUGACCUGAUGGCGAGACAGGGGAUCUAUGACAGAAUGUCUUCAUCUCCACCUCUGGUGCCAGGGAUGGAAGCCUCUGGGGUUGUAGAAGCCAUUGGGGAAGACGUGAAGGAUAAGAAGGUGGGGGACAAGGUGUUUAUGCUGAAUCGGGGAGGGCUGUGGGCGGAGCUGGCGGUGAUUCCGGCCGACAACGCCUUCCUGAUGCCGGACGGGAUGGGUUUUGAGGAGGCGGCAGCCAUCCUGGUCAAUUACGUCACCGCCUACAUGAUGAUCUACGAUUUCGGCAAUCUGCAGCCAGGGCAGAGUGUGCUGGUGCACAUGGCAGCCGGUGGGGUGGGCAUCGCGGCCACCCAGCUGUGUAAGCUGGUGAAGGACGUCACUGUGUUCGGCACCUCCUCCGCCUCCAAACACGAGACCAUCAAGGAGAACGGAGUCAGCCACCCCAUCGACUACCGCACCUUAGACUACGUGGAGGAAGUUCGCAAGAUCUCGCCCAAAGGCGUUGACAUCGUACUCGACCCGCUGGGUGGAGCGGACACGGCGAAAGGGUUUCACUUGCUGAAGCCCAUGGGGAAGAUCAUCACGUUUGGAGCGUCUACACUGUUGGCCGGGCAGAAGAGGAACCUCAUGGCUCUGGCCAGGACCUGGUGGAACAAGUUCUCCAUCAACUCCCUGCAGCUGCUGCAGUCCAACAAGGCCGUGUGUGGCUACCACUUGGGCUACCUGGAGGCCGAGCAGAUCUCCAAGGUGGUGGUCAAGCUGCUCGCUCUGUACAAGGACGGCAAGAUCAAGCCCCGAGUGGACUCCGUGUGGUCAUUCGAGCAGGUCGGUGAUGCCAUGAGGCAAAUGCAGGAACGGAAGAACAUCGGCAAAGUCAUCCUGGUCCCAGAGGCAAAGAAAAGUGAAGAGUAGAAUCCGAGUAUUCCCUCCCCAUCCUCCCCCCUCCCCGCACCCACCCACCCACCCACACACACAUCCCUUCCCCUGACAGGAUUUAACAUUGUGAAUUGCCUUUAACGCUGCCUUUCUUUUGGGAUCAGGGGCUGACUUGAGGGUCUGGCUACACCUUAGUGCCGUUUACGGGACGGAACCCAAUUUACUGCCCUUUCCGAAGGAUUCCCACCCCCGGUGAUCACCUUUCUACCAACAUUAACCUGCAGUAAGCUUCUAUAUUAAACCCUCUCCUCUCCCUCCCCACCCCCCCCCCACCCCCCACGUCGUAACUGUGUUGACGUGUAACAGGAACGAUGGCGAGGACCAGUGUGCUAUAACGCUAAGCUGUCCUCCACUAAACCACUAUUACCCACUGAUAAAGCGAUGUGCUUGCUCUAACACUGUUCAGUAACUAAAGCGCUCUAAGGCUUCAAAAUUCUGCCCGGCUCCCUAAAAGGACCCCGACUUGUGUGGUCGCAUUCAGUGCUUCUACCUUAACUAUGGGAUGGUAUAAAACGUGGUCCCUCGCUUAUAGAUGCUCCCCUCUGUCUCACACAUACAAAACAAUGGCAUUGAGCUGAAAGUACUUCCUCCUCAAUUCUACCCCGUGCGCUGGGGUUCAUUCUGAGAAUUACUCUCCUCGUCUUAGAAGUCUUCAUUCCAGUUUGUAACUAAAGUUCCCUGUGCCUUUUCCCAUGUUACUGUGAGGUGGGGUUAGAUCGUUGAUGUCCCAUAAUCUCCUUUCAGGACUAAUUUAGUCUUUUAGGUUAGAGUAACCCCGUUUUUUAGUGCCAUACUCCAAUCGUGCAUAUUAAGAGGCCUCGUUAGUAACGCCUUCAUUGAAUGAUCGCUCGGUCAUUUUCACCAAAGGGAAGGAAAUAUCCGGACUUUACUAAAAGGGCUGGUGUCGGCCUGGCUCAGUCGGUCACGCUCUCGCCUCAGUGUCUCAAGAUUGUGGGUUCAAGCCCCACAUUAGGACUUUGAACUCUCGGGCUAGGCUGACGCUCCAGUACAGUGCUGGGGUUGGGGGGAAAUAGAGCUACUCUGUGAGAGAGUGCCAUCCUUUGGAUGAGAGGCUUCGCCGCCCCCAGGUCCCAUUUUGCCCUUUCAAGUAAAAAUCCUGUGGCGCUACACGCAAAGAGCAGGGAGUGUCCCCCCUCCCCCCCUCUCUCGCUCUCUCCCAGUGUCCCGGCCAACAAUCC